Molecule: messenger RNA, 2224 nt
Organism: Ruditapes philippinarum (Manila clam)
Lineage: Eukaryota; Metazoa; Mollusca; Bivalvia; Venerida; Veneridae
Exons: 2
Coding region: 50-1582 (510 amino acids)
Source: RefSeq, a predicted model, not a curated record
UGGAUCUAAACCGAACUUAUUAAAAUAUUGGUAUUUCUUAUUAACAAGAAUGUACAUGCAGGUAACGCAUCUAGCAUGUUUUGUGUUGAUUUUAGCAUUGGAUGUCAAAGGGGAAAUAAGGCAGAAAGAUUUUGUAGUUCUGCAAUCCAGAAAGGUGACAAACGUGCAAUCAACGGUCUUUUCACGGUCACGUUUGUUCUGUGCUAAAUCGUGUUUGAAUGCAGGUAACUGUACGUCGGCAUCAUAUAAUUCCAGCAAUAACGAGUGUCUCUUCAGCACUGAUGGACUGAUUGACAUUAUAAAUGUAAACGACAACAAUAUGGCCACCAUAUUGAUGAAAGGAACAUCAUCCGCUAAUGGUAAUCAGUUUGGAAAGACUUUUUUCACAGGCUUCAUGAGUAACAGUAGAAAUACACCGGGAACUCCAAAGCUCGUAAUAAUAUCAGCUAAUCUUAGUCAAGUGCUAACUAAUGUAUUAGUGACAAUACCAUACCUUGGUAUAUACCAGGAACCACACAUGUUUGGUGAAUCACUUCACCUUCAAUACUCUUCGAGUCUUAUGCCAGCACUGACAAGUAAUGUUUCUUUCAAAGGUGUCGAAAUAGUAUCUGACCAACCAAUUGCCCUUUAUUCCAUAAAUCACAGAAGCCUCUCUGUUGAUGGCACGUUGGAAUUGCCAAAAGAGGAAUGGGGCUUGCUGUAUAUUGUGGGCACCCACAAUUCGUCUUUGUGGGGCACAGGACAGAUUCUUGUUAUUGCUGCAGAUGAUAACACUGACGUCCUUUUAGAAUUCCCUACAGGUCCAUCACUGACAGUAGCACUGAACAAACAUGAAACCUACCAAUUUCAGGCAAAUGAAUUAGAACCAAUAGCAGGAACGAUUGUUUCCGCUAACAACCCAGUGGUCGUUCAUGCUGGACACGCCUGUGCCAAUAUUCCUAACCAUGAUGCUGUCUUCUGUGAUUUCAUUAUGGAAAAUAUGCCACCUUUAAACACACUUGGUUCUGUGUUUGUAGUACCUUACCAGAGAACAAGGACUAUGUACACAAUUGGCAUCGCUGCUCCACAUGAUGCUACCACUGUGGACAUAUGGGACGUUAACGGAUAUCCAUUGGAAACUAUUGUAAUGAACCGUCAAGAUUCGACAUUCAGGAGCUUUUAUGCAUCAGAAAUACUAUCAAUUACGUCAUCACAAAACAUUUUAGUCACCCAGUAUGGUCACGGUUCCUCCAACAUUUAUGGAGAUCCAUCGCUGACAAUCAUUCCAGCUCUUACACAGUUUACAAACAGAUGUAACUUUGAGAUCCCAACAUUUUUUAUCGACCCAAGUGUCGUUUCUAUCGUUAUUGAUUCUGCUUCCGAUGUAUCAGGACUUAAGUUAAAUGGAUCGGCAAUUGUCGCAGCUGCAUCUACUAGCGUCAUUAUUCCAGGGGUAGGGUCAUUUAAUGUCAUCUAUAUCGAUGUAAUUGGUAACGUGACGUAUUCACUCAUUCAUGACGUUACACAUGUCAGAUUUGGAGCGAUUUUGUUCGCAAGAACAGCAGAGUCGGAAUUUACAACUGUUCUCGGGUAUGGCCUGUAACAGUUAUAUACAUUGAAUUUAGUUUUUACUUGCACAAACAAAAAGUAGCACUUGAUACAUAGCAAUUAUAGAGAAUUGUACAAUUAUUAUAAUUGCAACAUGGCCUGCACCGUAAAAUGUCUUUACUCAUAAGUGUUUACUUGAACUGAACUUAAUAUUCAAAAAAUACUUGAAAAAUUACAUGUAUUGGAUUUCAAAAUAUACUGUCACUUUAAAGGGUCUGAUUUUUUGUUUAUUUCAUGCUUUGUCCAUAUGGACUCCAUACUUUUAGAUUUGGAUCAUUUAUUGAUAUUUCAUCAUGUGCGUUUAAAAGGAAAAUCUAACCCUACUGGUUAAAAAUAUGGUGUGUUAACAUGUACAUAAUGACCCGAACAGACUGGAUUAAGAUAAGUGUCAGAUUUUUUAUGGAGUGCCAAUGGAAGAUAUUUUUAGGUAGCAUUAUUAUAAUUUACAUUUUUGGAAAAUGUUAAUACCAGACCUUUUAAGAGAAAAACUUUGGAUACUGUAUGUUUUUCUCUUAAAAUGAUAUUUAUUUAAAGGAUUUGAAUGCAUCAAAUUUAAGUUUAUUUUGUACCAUAAUGAUUCAAUAUAAAUUUAAUAAAAAAAAAAUAAUUAAAUUUUAUGUGAUAAACAUGCGAUCAU